CAGGUACCUAGGAAUGACCUGAAGGGAAACAUGGUUAAUUUACAAGCUACCCUAACUUAUUUUGGAAACAUUUAAGGUUUAAAAGAUUGGUCAGGCUGGGUUCUUGUGCCCUUUCUGAACUUUUCAGCAUGGAUGUGGAUGCUUGUGAGACCACAAGUUUUCUUAUGCACACAGGUUAUAUCGUCUAGACCUGUCUCCUAGAUUGGGGACAUAAGUGCCUGGGUUUGGGCCUCUCAGAACCUGUUUGGCAACAAAUCAUGACACUUGAUUAUGCCCAAACCCACUUCUGAGAGUUUUGUUUCUUUCCGUGCCCAGUUACAUCUAAUUUUCACUCCAAAUAAAUGAGAUCUCACUCUUUGCACAAUUUUGAAUCUUGCCUUUACAUUUUAAUAUCUGCCAUGUCCUUAAAUAUUCAGAGUGGAGUGGGGGAGAUCGUAAUAGGACUGCCCAUAAUUAAAACCGCCUUUUGCAAGACUGCAUUCCAGAAAAUAGGGGCUCUUUGCCAUCGUCCUCUAUCUUCCUGCUCUCGCGCGCUCGCUCUUUCUUGGUGUUCCCCUAGCCCUGCUGUGAUCCGGCAGCCGGGAUUCGCGCCCGUCGUAGCAGUGCUUAAGGUCUGCUCCCACGCACCUGGGCAAGCGACUCGCAAAUGGGCCCCCAGUUUUGCGCCAACCUGCUCCCACCCACAAGGCCUGUCCCGCCCCGCGCCCGCCCCCUCCGCGCGCAUUGGCGCAGCCUGCUGUCUGUCCCCAGGCGGCUGGGGAGGGGGCGCCGCUCAGCUGCGGUCCCUGUACAGCGGGCUGCUGGAUCGCCGGCGCGACCACGGCUCUCCGGCUGUCUGGGCACCUGGCCCUGCGAGCGCGCCCCGACCUCGGAAGGAAUGUUGGCCAUAGACGCUGGCCACUCUCGGUUGAUCUUUAAAUAAAGCAACAAUUUAUCCAGUAAAGGUCUUUGAUGAAGAAAUUAAAGAGAAAAAUUACAAGCAAUAGAGAAAGUAGGCAUCUGUGUACCAGAGAAACCACCUAAAACAACUGUAUGGAGUAAAAGGAAUGAAAGAACCUGGAAGAAAUUUUAGUUAGUGUGAUAGUUUUGUCCACUUUUUUUUUGUCAUAAAAGGCUGCUGAGGAGGAGAGAAUAUAGUUUUCUAGAGAAUGAAAAAGUGUAGUGUAAAAAUGGAGACCACACUCUCUGAAAUUCAAGUAGAAAACAAGGAUGAGAAAAGAUCAGCAGAAGGUAGUCCUCAGGGUGAGAGGCAAGAAGAAAAAGCAUCAGUGCUUUGCUUCAAGAGAAGAAAGAAAGCAGCCCAAGCGCUGAAGCCCAAAGCUGGCUCUGAAACUGCCGAUGCAGCAUGCAAGUAUCCCCCAGAAGCUGGAGCUUCUGGUCAGUCAGAGCCCCUCGGUGGGGCCUGGGCCUCAGUCAAACGUCUUGUAACACGGAGGAAAAGGUCAGAUUCUUCAAAGCACCAAAAGCCCUUUGAGGUUAAAGUAAAACCUGAAAUAAGUGCUGAGGACACUGAUCUUUCUGAGAAAAAAGCUAAAUCCAGACUUAAGAUUCCCUGCAUAAAAUUCUCACGAGUUAAGAAAAGUAACCAUUCCAAAAUUGUAGAAGAUUCAGACUGCAGCAUCAAAGUACAGGAAGAGGCUGGAAGUUUGGAUACAAAAACUCAGACUCAAUUGAAUGUCCAGAUAACAAAAGCCAGGUCGAUCCAGGAUCUAAGUGAAGGUGUCACACAGAAAGAUGGUAAUGAGAUAAGUGAAUCAAAUGAGAGCAACAACAUAUCUUCUCCUGGAGAGAAAGUGGUUUCAGUAGAACUUGGAUUACAUACUAUUCAAACAGAAACUCUAAUCCUUGAAAAAGAUAAUGAAAUGAAUGAGGAAAAACAAAGCAUUCAACACCAGCAAGCAAGCCCACUUGAAACUUCAGAAACAGACCAUCAGCUACCAGUGGUUUCUGAUGUUCUUCCCUCACGUGCAAUUCCAGAUCUACAAAUUGCAGAAGAAACCAGUGACAAUAAUAUCCUAGAAAGAGGACAAAACUGGAAAGACCAUGCAAGUAGAGAGAUUGUAGCCAAAGAGAGUAAGCCAAAAGAUACUGAAGCGAGUACUGGUGAAUCAGAUUUUAAAGGUAAUGAGAUCAAUGUGGAAAAACCCAGAUCAGAAAAAAGCAGAAGAAUGGAACCAAUUGCUAUUAUUAUUACAGACACUGAAAUCAGUGAAUUUGAUGUUAAGAAAUCUAAAAAUGUCCCUAAAAAAUUCCUAAUUUCUAUUGAAAAUGAGCAAGUAGGGGUUUUGGCGAAUGAUGGUGGUUUUGCGGGUAGAACUUCAGAACAAUAUGAAACGCUCUUAAUAGAAACAGCUUCUUCUCUUGUCAAGAAUGCUAUCCAGUUGUCUGUAGAACAGCUGGUUAAUGAAAUGGCCUCUGAUGAUAAAAUAAACAAUCUUCUACAGUGACUUCAUUUCCAAAUCAUGCGUGGAAAAAAAGCUUAAUGAUGAAUUAUUUUAUGUAUUUGUGGCAUUUCUUAUUCACUAACAAAUGAGAGAUUUAUCAUCUGUGGAAUUUAAAGGUACAAUUCUAGCCCAAAAGUGCUAAAGAAUAAAUCAAGUUUAUAAAGCCUUCCCUGCCACUGAAAUGCAAUUACUUCUGGAUUGGAGGAAGUCAGUACAGAAUGUAAUGCAAAGUGACAUAAAGGAGUUGCUAAAACAGCAUGUGGAGACUCGAGUGCUUUGGGGAAGGAAGAUGUAUUUAUUCAGCACUUAUGGUAUGGUCCUCAAUAAGCUCUUUAAUGUUCUCUGAUGUCUGAAAGUCGGAGUUCCCUUUGAUAGUUCAACCCUGUGUAUAGGUUAACAUUGCAUUCAAUUUUCAAAAGGUUUUUUUUUUUUUUUUUAACAGUGUUCUUUUAUACUGUUUAAAAUAGUAAGGUGAGUUAUUUUUCGUGAAUGUGAUUUAUAGUUAUUACCCUCCUAGGCAGUGGUCUUUACCUCAAAAAACAUUGCAUUUCUCAUUUUUACCAGAGAGUAUGCAGAAUAUACCUAUUUGAAUUAGACAUGAAUGAUUUUCUAGUCUGUUCAAGUCCCAUGUCCCAUGAUUUCCUUCAAACAGGCAAAUAAUUACCAAGUGGAAAGGUGUGGAAAUGGGGAGUGCAUUUUCCCCCUCCAUCUUCCUUCAGCCCCAACAGACCUGGAUAUUUCUAUUUCUGCAUGGGCUCAUCUGCUGAAAAGUUAAAAACAAACAAAAAUAACAAGAACUAAAAGAGGGGAAUAUUAUUUUUCAUCCCAAACUUCCCAAGUAACAAUUAUCACAGAUAAUGGAGAAUCCAUCUUGCAGGAUUACUUCUCUAAGGAAAAUAGUCAUCAGCUUCUCCUGAAGGAGGGAAGUGUGGAUUCAAAGCCAACCUGGAAGUAAAAAUCCUAGGGAAUCGUAAUCAUUCAGUGAAAAUAUUAUUCAUUUGUGACCAAGAGUGAGCCAUGUAUACAGUUGAAUAGAAAGUGAAAAGUUAUUGCUGAAGUACAUAAAUGUCAGUAUUCUUUCAUUUUGUCUAUGUAUUGAGAGAGACCAGUAAAAAGCAUUUUACAUGGAUAUUGGAAAUUAAUUUUUUCCUCGGGAGUUUUAAUCCAGCUAAUCUUUUACAAAGAAGAAAGAGGAAGAGGAAGGACUUAAUGCAACAACUGAGAAGGGCUCAUUUGCAUUUUUAAUCAGUUCUUUAAAAGGGGGGGGGGCAUCUGAUUUCAUCAAUGAUUGUCAUAUUUUUUGAUAAGUAAUUCUGUUUCAAUCUUUACUUGUGUGAAAUGGCCAUUUUACUACAACACACUACCCCACCUCUCAGGUUAGGGUUUAUGUUAUUUAGUAACCCUCAUUGUCCAAACCCAACUACCAGUAUUAUUACUUUGAAAGUAGAUGAAGUAAAGAAGAGCUUUCACUCGAAUUAUAAGGUGUUUGUUAAACAGCUUCAUCUUGAGGAAAGAAUGUAUGAGAUGACUUUAAAUGAUCUGCCUGAGUUCUUGUAUUAUUUACAGACUGCAAAUAGAAAGUAUGUGCUAAUUUGUCAUAUAGAAUCUUGUUUAUGUCUUUAAAUACAUAUUGAGACUUCCAGAAGAAUAAACUAUUCUCACUUUGGGAUUGGACCAAAUAAUGGAUCGGAGCAAGAUUCUUUGUUGGAGUGCACAAGUCUUUCCCUAAGAUUUUCUUACCUUCAUGCAUGUAAUUUGGGGAAAACACACACACACACACACACACACACACACACAGUCCUUUGAUUUAGCAAGAUAAAAGUGGGUCUUUCAAAACCCACGAUCCAAGAAAUCAAUUUCUUUUAAUUGCACAACUUUUAAGCAAUAAAAGAAAAUAACACUGCUAUCUCAUCCUUUCUAAAAAUACUUUCUUUAAUUUACUAUUUGCAGUGCUAUUGGAUUUGGACAGCAGCUAAUCAUAUUUUAAAGUGAACAAUUUUUAAAACCUGAUUAGGGUUGGUGCAUUUUACAAUGUUUUGAAGAAUCCUGUCUUCAUUUAUUGCAAGGACGGCUAAAGCCAAGAUACUUACCUUAUAAGUUUUUAGUAGUUUGUCAUGAAUUAGCAAAAAAUACAGCAUUUACCAAUUAAUUGAAAAUAUUUUGGAAGGUUUAGGCAUAUUUGUUAAAGAUUUUUAUAAACAUAUACCAAGUUAAUAUGUAUAAUGAACUUUUUGUUAAGAAAAUACCAUUUUAUCUAGUUCUAGAUUUCUACUUUAACUGUGGUUUGAUAUAUUUCCUUUGUUAGAAUGUAUUAUGAUUGAUUGUUUUUAGGAUGAGGUAUAUACUUUUCUUGCCUUCAUUCUUCAGUGGUUUUUCCUCAGUCUUUCCUACUGAGAAUAUUUGGUGACUUAAAUAAUCACGAUUCCAGUUUGAAAAAGGAAUCCAGAAAUUACUUGGUCUCAAUCUGAUUAUACCUGCUACAUGCCCAAAUCCUAUUACAGUGAUUUUUUCUAAGGUGAUCCAAACUGUUUUGCUGUUAUAGAAAUAAGCAGGAAUGAGAUGGCACAAACUUGACCUUUUAAGAAAGACAUUAAAUGAAUAUAAAUAGGCUUUUAUUCAAUCCAUUUGAUUUACAUCCAUUUGACAGUAUUAAAACAAUAAUUUGAAAGGCAAUUUAAGAAUACUACAUUAAUUUUCAUUUAAAUUUGCUGUGGUAUGAAUGCUGCUUUUAAUGAACAUUUUUUUUUAAUUAGCUAGGAUUCAUUUUCUCUUUGAUCUCAGAAUUUUUCAAGGCUGAAUGAUUUAUCUGCUAUUCGUUAAUUUUUUCAGCAUAUUAUCUUUCUCUUAAAAGUCAAGUAUUAUUCACAUUGCUCCUUACAACCCAGCAAAUAUGAAAAUCCUCCUUUAUUUUAUGUAGCACUAUUCUCAACAUUUUUUCAAAGCACUUUACAGGAUAUAAAAAUAGUACCCAGUAAUAUUUAAGUUAAGGUAGCAGAAAACAAACGAUCUUUCAAACAGAAAUUAUGUUCUUUGCCACCUCCUCCACCUCAAAUAAUAAUAAGCAUGUGGCACAAAUGGAGUUCUUCAGAAAAGUUGUCUGCAUAAUUCUCUUUCAAGCUAAUCUAUUUGACAGCACCAAAUCUGUGACAAUCUUAAUUAGUCUACUGUUUAGUGGAGACUUAGAAAAUUUCAGAUUUACUUCUGUGAGAUAAUUUCACCAGUACAUGUGCAUAGCCUUCCUGCUAAAGGCAUUUGGAGGUAUGGGUCACGAGACGGUACCACUCAAAUCUUGCUUCUGUAUGCAGUCCAGAAUUAAAUUCAUCUAUAAAUUUCUAACUUCAAUUUGCCUUAUUUUUUUAUAGUUAAGAAUUAAUUUUUAGGGAUUUACAGCAGAAUUUUAAAACUAAUUGUUUGAAAAAAUUCUUCUAAUGUCAACUUUAUUCAAAUAUGUAAGGUUAAUUGCUAUUUUCAUCUGAUAAUAUAUCAGGGUUUGACUUUUCUGCCUGCCAUUUCUGCAUUUUUAAAAAUCCUUAUCUAAGGUUUGGGGUUCUUUAGGUUCAAAUUCCUAUGAAGUUUUAUUGUAUAGCAUGAUGUUUCUUAUGUGGAAUACAAAAUGUUAUCAGUAGUAUAUUUUAUGGUAUAUUUUAAAAAAUAAUUUCUAAUGAUCCUUAUUUAAUAAAAUUUUAAUUAGAAGGAAGCUAUAUAAAAUUUAGUGUGUCCUGAAUUAAUUCAACUUAAUUCAAAACAUGUGUUAGUAACACAAAUCAAAUACUAUUUGAUAAUGGGGACAAGUUCCCUGCCCUCCAAGAGCUCAUCCUAGGAAAUAGGGACAACAGGAUCCAGGACAGGGAUUGAGGCAAACAGCAGGAUACUGCAGCAUCAUAAAUGCCCUAUCAAUGACAAUGAAGUGCUGGCACAGCAUUAGGAGAGAGCAAUUAAUUUUAUCUGGUAUGGGGGAAGCGGUGAUCUGAAUACAGGGGCAAUUCGGAAACAUUCAGUUUCUAAAUAGUUAAAGAGUGUAUUCAUCCUGAUUUGUGAACAGGUGCAGACAAAAGCAUGUAUAAUGUUACAUAUUUAUAGUAGUUCUUUGUCUUUAAAAAUGUUAAGUGGAUGAGCUAUUACAAAAGUAAAAGUUGCAUUUUGUAUUUCUCAUUAAAAUUAGUACUUUAUUACUGUGGACCAGAUGCUAAUAUUAAAAAGUAAUACUCUGUAGAAAAAGGUUUUAAGCUGCAUAUGUACCAAUUAUUAAUACAGAAUAAAUGUUAUAUUGGCUCAUGUUUUA
Messenger RNA from Choloepus didactylus (southern two-toed sloth), 6726 nucleotides. It is a transcript of the gene AKAP5, whose product is annotated as A-kinase anchoring protein 5. The record is from RefSeq and is a predicted model, not a curated record. Gene Ontology annotation, molecular function: molecular adaptor activity; beta-2 adrenergic receptor binding; adenylate cyclase binding. The transcript is spliced from 2 exons. Bases 1149 to 2447 code for a protein of 432 amino acids. Gene Ontology annotation, biological process: positive regulation of adenylate cyclase activity. Gene Ontology annotation, cellular component: excitatory synapse; dendritic spine; plasma membrane. Lineage: Eukaryota; Metazoa; Chordata; Mammalia; Pilosa; Megalonychidae.